AUAGGUUCGAUAAACUGGUUAUGGAUCAAGUUUUCGCAAGUUCUUUGAACUAUGCAAGAAAAGGAAGUUCAGGAAGUGCUGGACAUUGCUAUAAAUACGGCCGUUCUAAACUUGGCAACGCUUAGAUCCAAUAGAGAACAUGAGGCAAAACAAGAUAACGAUUUUGGGUCUGGCCCUGCUGCUUUGCUUUGCGCUUGCACACUCACAUGGUUUUGGUGGAAAGCUUGGAGGAGGCUACGCCCCUGUCUACAACAACUUUGUCCCAUAUCCAGUUGCCCAACCGAUCCCAGUGGCCCAACCUGUUCCAGUUCCCGUGGCUAUUCCUCAACCAAUUCCAGUCCCAGUCCCGCAACCAGUAGUUAUUCCCAUCAAACACGGAUGGAAGGGCGGUCUAGGUCUAGGUGGAUUUGGCGGAGGUUAUGGCGGCGGUUUCGGAGGCUACCAGAACUUUGCCUCUGCCUCCUCUUUUAGCUCUGCCAGUUCAUUUGGGGGCGGCUAUGGCGGAUUGGGCGGUGGCAUCUUUAGGAGGCGCUGAGAGUAUUGUUCUAUGUUUAUUAAAUA
This is a messenger RNA of Drosophila simulans, 561 nucleotides long. RefSeq names its product protein FAM98B. Bases 140 to 535 code for a protein of 131 amino acids. NCBI's taxonomy places the organism in Eukaryota, Metazoa, Arthropoda, Insecta, Diptera, Drosophilidae. The record is from RefSeq and is a predicted model, not a curated record. The transcript is spliced from 2 exons.